AUGUAAAAAUCCUAACUGAUUAGAGUUUUAAGUGAUUCUAAUAAGUGCCCAACGCCUUUUCAGAUGACAAGAUAGUUAAGUUAAGAAACUCUAACUGGAUUCUCACAAUGUUUAUCAAAUGAUCGAGAACAUGUUAGAUUGUCUAGAUAAGUUAAUUAGUUAAAAAAAGAGAAUGAAAUAUUAUAAAUAAAAAUAAAACAAUUAGAACAAUAGGAUUUUAAAACAAAGAUCGCAAGUCUAGAAUAAAAGAAUAAAUAAUUGGAAGUAUAGUUAGAUGCUUAUAAAAAAUUGCCAAUUGAUCAAAUAACCUCUUUGAUUGAUGACAACGAACGAUUGACAAGCAUGGUGGAGAAUCAAUCUAAUAAAAUUAAACAAUUAUUAACAUAAAUAGAUGAACUAAAGGAAACAUCGUUUUAAAAUGAAGGAAAAAAUGACCUUAUAAUAGCAAUGAUUUAGGAAUUGGAAAACCAAAGACUAUAUGUUUAGGAUGAGCAUAAAAAGCAGAAAGCCUUGAACUAAGAGAAAUAGAUGAUUUAUAUAGAACUUUAACUAGCCAAACAAUAGAUUAAAGAAUUAAACCAAGCUCUAGAAAGGAUUAAGAUGCAAAAUUUAGAGAGUAGUGAGCCUUGUGAUGUUCUGUAUCAGGAUUACUUAAAAAGUAAUGACGCAGUAUUAAAUUUCUUAAAACAAUAAUAUUGA
Messenger RNA from Paramecium tetraurelia, 699 nucleotides. RefSeq lists its product as uncharacterized. NCBI's taxonomy places the organism in Eukaryota, Ciliophora, Oligohymenophorea, Peniculida, Parameciidae. The record is from RefSeq and is a predicted model, not a curated record. The transcript is spliced from 2 exons.